AAUUGUUCCCAUAAACCUGGUAACAGAGUCAGAAAACUUCUCAGCUAAAGGCCCAUAAGACUUCACAGAACUCACAAUACUUCAUUAUUGCAAUAAUCACAGGAGUCAAGGCUAUCUAAAAGAAGACAGUGAUCUCACAUUUGACUGCCAGCUUUGCUUUCUUUCUCUUGCCUGUUUAAAACUUCAGACUUCCUUUCUUCCUGGUGCCAUGGAUAAAGUCCAAUAUCUCACUCGCUCUGCUAUAAGAAGAGCUUCAACCAUUGAAAUGCCUCAACAAGCACGUCAAAAUCUCCAGAACUUAUUUACCAAUUUCUGCCUCAUCUUGAUAUGUCUCUUGCUGAUUUGCAUCAUCGUGAUGCUUCUCUGAAGUUCGCUGCAACCUCCAAUUCUACAACUUACUACUUUGGCUUAAAAUCUGUCAUACCACGAAGAGGGGAAUAACAACACUGCAUAACAGACCACUUCCUGAGUAGAAGAAUUUCUUUGUGAAAAGGUCAAAAUUCAGACCAAAACAAAUUGUUAGCAAAUUAAUUCACCUACUGGAUCCUGUAAACAUGAAAAGUGCUUCAUUUUCAAAAAUUAACUUAAAAAUGACUAUAAGUAUGCAUAACAUAAGUACUUAUUUCCUUUCUAUAACAAAUCUUUUUUGAGGAUGGAGUAGAGGUUUAGUUUUGAAACCACACUGCUAACAAGUCCACUUCAUAUACAAAGGGUUAGCUUCACUGUUCGUGGCAUACAUAAUUUAGAUUGUACUGUAAAAACUUCUUUGAUACUUGAGUAUUUUUCAGGUCUUCACCUAGUAUCAAAAUAAUGAUUCAAAUGAAGUAUCAUUAAUCAAAAUAGCCCACUGACUCCUCACAUGUUACCUUUACAAUUAUUAUACAGUAGUCUUUGUAGUAACUCUUUAUCAGAAUCUCCAUUCUAAAAGAGAAAUGCUAUUAUUCUUUUAUAUACCACCAUUAACAUUUUUUAAAUGAGAAUCAAGUAGGAAAAAGUAAGGCCACAUUUUUACAAAAAUAAAAUUUCUAUUAAACUAAUUUUUUUUCAAAGAAUUACAGACUUCAAAUACAUACAGGAAAAUUAUAUAUCUGUUUUCUCUAGGACAUUAUGAUCAAUAGAUAAGAACUGGUGGUUUAUUUUAACAUCUGACAGUGUGAUUAGCAGUAAUUACUAAUACAUUAACAGAUCAGCUUAAUGUAAGUCACUGUAGUUGAUUAAGCUAGAAUAUAUAACAUCACACUAUAUCUUUGAAAUAAUGAAAUCUUAGAAUUUAGAAUGAUUUUAUAGAUCAUCUUCUAUUCCAACCGUAUACCCAAUGUGGCAGAGAAAAUAAUUAAAGAUUCCAAAAGACAGAAAAAUCUAUGUCAAUCUUUAAAAAAAUUAAAAAUUUGAAUUCUCUCUCCAGAAAUUGAUUAUAUUUUAACAUGACUUUUUGCCCCACCUACUGUUUAUUAUAGGAUAUAGCUAUUUCCCUUAAUCAACCAGAUGGUAAACACCUACUGUUUUUGCAGGCCAUUUUAAUAAGCUAAAUGAUAGACCCAGCAAUGCUAAUCUACAAUUACUUUUUUGCUGAAUAUUUUUCAAUUUCCCCUCUGAUAAUUUUAAAAUAUCUUCCAACAACUCAUAAAACAGAAGACAUUAAAGAAAAAUUGGGUUGGAAAAUAUAUUCACUAAAAUUCAGUAAUUUGACCAUUUUAAAUUGUCUGAAAUUUUUACACCUAUAGUGCAUAAUCCAACUAUUUUGAACUUCAGUUCAAGACAUGAUACUACAUAGCAAUUAUUAAAGGACUAAAGAAUGUAUAAUUUACCAAAAUAUAGUUACUAAAAGAAUUUGAAAUGUCAAUAUUGAUCUUGGUAGUAAAGGAGACUCUUUUAAAUUCCCUGAGGCUGUGAGAUGCACUAGCAAUGGGGAGGGGAAAGGUUUUGGGAACUAUUAUCUGAGGAACUUAGGGAAAUGGGAUCUCAUACUGCAGGAGGAUUUCUUCAGCAAAGGCUCUCUUACUGGUUGGAGAUUCCUAAUAGUAACUAGAAAGCUUAUAAACAACAUCAUACACUCAACCUCACUGGUUUAGGUAACUACCCAUGCAAAAAGUAACUAAGUUCUAUAAUUAGCUGCACUUAACUUUAAGAGGAAAAUCUUCAAUUAGUCCUAUACUUUUAUUCAUUACAACAUCAACUUUAUACUUAACUGUAAAGUUAUGGGUUAUUUUUCCUCUGUAAAACUGAGGAACUGAAAUCAAAACUCAGGAACUGAAAAGUGAAAUAAAGAAUUUAUUCUGCCUUCGAUAGAAAAUAAAACCUUGUAACUGUGAGGAUUACAGAAUGUAUUGUAAUAUAGAACAAAAACUCAUUUUUUAAACGGGACUUACCUUUUAAUCACAUGUAAAGAGUACGAUAUAUUAAGAAAAUUGUAUUCAAAAACUGUAAAUACAAAAUGCUCAAAUACUUUCUAUUGUAGAAUGAAUUCUAAUCUUAAUUUACAGGGUAUUAAAAAAAGAACUAAUAUUUAAAUGU
Messenger RNA from Choloepus didactylus (southern two-toed sloth), 2514 nucleotides. RefSeq names its product phospholamban (gene PLN). The transcript is spliced from 2 exons. Bases 209 to 367 code for a protein of 52 amino acids. Gene Ontology annotation, molecular function: ATPase inhibitor activity. Lineage: Eukaryota; Metazoa; Chordata; Mammalia; Pilosa; Megalonychidae. Gene Ontology annotation, biological process: negative regulation of ATPase-coupled calcium transmembrane transporter activity; negative regulation of heart rate; negative regulation of calcium ion import into sarcoplasmic reticulum. Gene Ontology annotation, cellular component: membrane; sarcoplasmic reticulum. The record is from RefSeq and is a predicted model, not a curated record.